Messenger RNA from Aspergillus campestris IBT 28561, 511 nucleotides. RefSeq lists its product as uncharacterized. The transcript has 2 exons. NCBI's taxonomy places the organism in Eukaryota, Fungi, Ascomycota, Eurotiomycetes, Eurotiales, Aspergillaceae. The record is from RefSeq and is a predicted model, not a curated record. The coding region runs from base 138 to 404 and encodes 88 amino acids.
UGGCCUGGGGAAGAUCGCACGAUCUGUUCUCCACCUCGCACAAACCACCCAAACAAUAUUCCGUCCAGAAUGAUGUUGAUCUUACUAUCUUUCUAGAUCAAGUAUCAUUCAGUUUAUUUCUUCUAAGGAUGAAUUGAAUGCAGUCUCAACCUUUUCUUAUAAUUACCUUAUUUAACCUUUCGCGGGACUGCGGAGCGUGUCAAUACUCAGGGGCUACCCACAAUACCCACAUCCAGAUCCAGAUCCAAACUAUAUAUAUAACAGCAUCAACAAUACCAAAUCGAGUAUAUCAUGAGUUGACUAAUUAUAGUCUCCCAAAUACUAACACAUUUGCGAGGGAACAGUCGCAUGAUAAGACCCUGCCAGGUAUUGACUUCCCUCCAUAUGAUACUCGGUGGAAAUAAAUAUAUAUAUAUAUAGAGUACUACUGGAAAGAGCUUCAAAUCCUACUAAAGGUUGGCUUUGCCAGAGGAACCCCUACAAGUUGAUAACGUAAUAAAUAUGGAGUCAC